Molecule: messenger RNA, 1574 nt
Organism: Rhipicephalus sanguineus (brown dog tick)
Lineage: Eukaryota; Metazoa; Arthropoda; Arachnida; Ixodida; Ixodidae
Exons: 9
Coding region: 95-1105 (336 amino acids)
Molecular function (GO): protein binding
Source: RefSeq, a predicted model, not a curated record
CACGCCAUGCGGCCGAGUCCGUCGGCCACCUGGACUCCACUGCUUCGGAAACGAGAGCGCCGGGGAAACGGAGGAAAGGGAGCCGUGGCGCGUGAUGGACGUUUCGCAGCGCUACCUGGCUUGCGUGUUCGGAACCUGCGGAACCGCAUGCGCUUUCUGCACACGGGUACAGCCUGGCUCCGGAAUAGGCGUGUCUCUGCGUUCCGUCGAGUACUCACCCUUUCUGGUGGGCGUCGAGUGGCGGCGCGUGCUGACCUUCUCGUCGCUAGCGGCGACACUGCGCAGGCGCCACUCUGCGCACCGUUACCGCAUCGGCGUCACCACCUGCUGGUCGUGGAAAGAAGAGUCUUGCACUCUACAAUGCGGACCCGAGGAACCCGUCACUCUGUCGGGACCCGCGGGCUCGUUCAGCGUUCCGGCCGACCUUUACAGCGGCAGUGUUCAGCUGCGGGUGCGAGGCUUGGGCCGGGACCGCCCGGGUGCUGCCGUCUUUCGGGCGCAUUUCCGCAGAAAGGAACUCGAGCCCAGCAGACCGUGCGAUGUCACCGUGAGAACCUUGGGCUGGUCCGUCGUGCGACUCAGCUGGAAGGCCCGACCACAUGCACAGCUGGACGGCUUCGAGGUGCACUGGUGCAGAGCAGACAGCGCGCUUCCGCGGGGCUGCUCCGAUCUACACCUUCCGCGCAACGUCUCCUCCGUGGUUCUCAUGGGACUCGUGCCGUUCAUCAGGUACAAGUACAGCUUGCGUUCUUUUCGGGGCGACCCAAACAGCUCGGACGUACUUUUUAGCAUGCCUACCACGGCCACGCGCAGAGACCGUCUCAGCUUUGAGCUGUUCCUGUACACGGAGAUGCUGGUGGUGUUCUUGCUGGCUGGAGCGUUGACCCUGGUGGCACUGCUAACAAUUGGAUUCAUCCUGAUGCGUGCCUUGGGCCUGACGACCUUCCUCGACGUGGAGCCCAACGAGAUGGCAGCGGGCCCGGGCGGUGCGCGCGAAAGCCAAGCGCAGGGCGACCACAGACGCCACGUUCCUGGCGUCGCCAGGAGACGGCGUGCGGCCGCAGCUGCCGCUCUCCCCAGGGUUCGGUCACGGGGUGACAGCUGACAACCACCGGACGCCCUGGUAACACCGCGCUAACAUCGCGCAUCAUCUGCUGCGGCAGCUACAGAGACGAGCCUCUCGAGUAAUGGACAGAUAUUUCGACGGUGCAAGUGGACGAGUGCUGCGACGCAAAUGCUUCCCGUCGGUGAUAUAUUUGGCGUUUCAAUAGGGAAGCUGGGGAAGGGCUAUUCAAGACUGAUCUACGCUUUACGUAAUAGAUUGUACGCGAGAAAAUUUGGCCUGCACGAAAAAGCAAAUUGUUCAUUUCUUUCGAUCUAGAGCCACCGGUCGUAGAUAUUUACAAAACAACGCGCCGUCACUCGAAGACACCAAGUAAGCUAAGGUUUACUGCAGCUUAUACCGCAUCACUUUUUCAUGUUACAGGCAAGACGAUAUUGUUUACAGCACUGGUAUACUUCGGUUAUCUUUAUUUAUAUAACGUACCCUCUUCAUACCAAGAUUAAACGUAAAC